Capsaspora owczarzaki ATCC 30864 is the source of this 4822-nucleotide messenger RNA. RefSeq lists its product as hypothetical. Gene Ontology annotation, cellular component: cytoplasm. The transcript is spliced from 11 exons. Gene Ontology annotation, molecular function: GTPase activator activity. Bases 118 to 4743 code for a protein of 1541 amino acids. Gene Ontology annotation, biological process: regulation of small GTPase mediated signal transduction; activation of GTPase activity. The record is from RefSeq and is a predicted model, not a curated record. Lineage: Eukaryota; Filasterea; Ministeriida; Capsasporidae.
CAUUCUUCCAUCUUUCCUUCCUUCACUUUAAUUUUUUUACAAACAACCGAACAAACAACCCAAAACAAGAAGUCAGUUUUAUCAUCAUCAUCAUCUCCAUUUUGUUCUCUGUGGCGAAUGAACCCGCGACACAGCCGGAGCAGCGGCGAAAUUGAUCUCGUUGGAGCAGCCGCGCCGAGGUCCUCCUCACCGAGCACCAGCACCAGCGGCACCAACCCACUCGCCCUCGCUGCGUCUGCUGGUAGUACUGCUGGUAGUGCUGGUAGUACUGCUGGUAGUACUGCUGGUAGUGCGCGUGGGACGGCGAGCGCAGGGACACCGACCCAGGCAACGAGCUCCUCGUCCUCUAGCAACGGCUCAACCACUACCACUGCCACUCCGACUCCGACGCACCCCGGACGCGUCUCGUCGCCAGCCGUGCUCCUGACGUCCGCUUUGCCAUCCGCCAUCGGAGGCGGGGCUGCUGCAGCGUCGGUGACGACGGCCGCUGCGCUCGACCACGCUCAAAACCACCAGAAUGACUCAGCCGCAACCACAGACAUGGCUGCUGCUGGUGGCUCUGCUGCUGCUGCUGCUGGGACUGCUGCUGGCGGAGGGUUUGUACGCACGUCGGGCAUCACGGGACCGCGGCGAAACAGCAACAACCGGUCCUCACUGCGCGUCCACUCGCAGCUCUAUGAGAAGGACCCGCUCGCCGCACUGCAGCAGCAGCAGCAGAGCAGCAUGCGCAGCUCACACUCGUCGUCAAGCGUCAAUGUUCGGGAAAAGAGCGAGCGGCGCAUCUCCAUGAUGGACACGGUCUCAAUCAUCAACGAUGGCGGCAACAGCAGCAGCCAGAGCAAAGACUCCUCCUCGUCGGGCCUGUCCUCACCCGUGUCGCGGUCGCGAACCAGCAGCACCUCGUCGUCCAACCCGGCGCUCAACCGCUCGGGAUCGGCGAACAACGUGGCGCAGCAGCAGCUGCGGUCGUCAGGCAACUCCAGCCAGCGCAAUUCCAUGCUCUUCUCGUCCGAAGACGAACUCGACGGUUCGAAAUCAGCCAGCGCAGCGGGACAGUUCUUUUUGAUGCGAACACACUCGUCUCAAGGCCUGAUCACACCGGGUGAUCCGUCAUCCAGUCGCUCUGGUGGUGGUGGUGGUGGCGCACCUGCCAGCGGAGCCCCUCCACCGAGCCGGUUGUUGAACCGGUUCUUGUCCCAGAACAACCUCGCAGCGCGGCACUUACCUGGCGACGACGAGCUCAACACCACCAUGUCGGACGAUACAACUGAUUAUUCCGACGACGACGACGACGACGACGACGACGAUGACGACGACGACAAUGAGGACGACGACGACGACGACGACGAUGAAGAGGACGACGACGAUGACGACGACGACGAUGACGACGACGACGACGAGCGCACCAGUGAUUCCGCUGGCUCAGACUACGAGGGUGAGCAAGCCACUCCGUCCAGUGCCAAGUUUUUCUACUUUGACACUGAGAUUAACGACACGGAAGAGUCGCUCACCGACCCUGUCGACGUGCCAGUCACGAGCAACGAGCCAAACCGAUUGGCUGUCGAGUCGCCCGAAAGCAGUCUCAAGAACAAGCCUCGGAAUCGCAGCUUUGGCGAAACAACCUCGGUCGCAGAUGCAAUCAAACGCAUGUCCGGCACGGAAGACAGCCACUCGGAUGGCGGCUACGGUAGCGACACCUCGCUCAGCUCGCUGCCAGCCACACUGGUGACCAACUGCGCCAAUUUUGUCAACGAAGUCGCGCCAGGCAAGCCUCGGUCUCUUUCCUCUAGCGGCUCAACAAAGAGCAUGCGCCGCGCGCUCUCAUUGAAGGUGGGCAGCGCUUCCUCCCUGAGCUCUACGCCGUCAUUCUCAGAAGCCACCUUGUUGUCAUUCGAGUUGGCCGAUCCCACUGGCAAUUACUUCCGCAAGCACUUUUAUGGCAAAGAGCAUGAGACGUACGCCGGCACCGAUCCCACCCUCGGCCCUGUCGUCCUGUCUGUACUUCAAGAGUCGGUCGACAAGGUUGCCGCCAAGCAGAAUUUCCGCAUCGUUGUUCGUAGUGCAGAGCAACCCGACAUCCGAACAACUUGUGCGGUUCCUCUUUCAUCAGCAACAAGCCUAACACGCAAGGCUGUGUCCAAGUAUGUGAUUUCAACAAUGGCGCCCUCAAUCGACUUUUCCAAACUGCGGGCCAUUUCUGGGGCCAAAUUGCACGAUCGGCUGCUUCAAUUAGACGAGCAAUUGUUUGUGCGGCAGUACAAGUUUGGCAUUUUGUAUUGCAAGGCGGGCCAGAGCACCGAGGAUGAGAUGUACAAUAACGAAACCGCCGGUCCGGCUUUCACUGAAUUCCUUGAUACAAUCGGCACCACUGUUCCACUCCUCAACCACGCCAAGUUCCGUGGCGGUUUGGAUGUGAAAUCGUCCACAACUGGCGAUACUUCGGUCUUUGCCGAGUUUGAGGAUUGUGAAAUCAUGUUUCAUGUUUCCACAAUGCUGCCAUUCACACCCAAGGACACGCAGCAGCUUCAACGCAAGCGACACAUCGGCAAUGACAUUGUCACAAUCAUCUUCCUCGAGCCCGGUGCCAAGCCGUUUAGCCCGAAGGUUAUUCGAUCCCAUUUCCAGCACGUCUUUAUCGUCGUUCAGCCAAUCAACCCGAACUCUGCCACAACAGAAUACACAGUUGCAACGGUGCGAUUCGAGGACGUGCCCAAGUUUGGGCCUCCUCCGCCUUCGUCUGGCACCUUCCCGAAAGGCCUGCGGUUCCGCGAGUUCCUUUUGACAAAGCUUAUCAAUGCCGAAAACGCAGCCUAUCGAUCAUCCAAGUUCUCGGCCAUGAACAAGCGAACCAAAGUCUCGCUGCUCACCGACAUUGUCAAGACGUACACCUUGGACGCCGGCGCGCCAGUGUCGCCCACAGUCCCUGGCAAGGACGACGGCCAACUCUUCCGCAGCAAGUCUGCUCGGUUUGCACGGUCUGUGUUGCGCAUCGCCAAGAGCGGGCCGGCCGAGCCUGGCGUUCCACCUCCCACUCCUGGCGUGCGCCAACGCACUGACUGGCUGGUCAAGGUCAAGGAUCCGAAGAAUGAGGCCAGCCUGAGUGCCACCUUCACCAUCACGCCAGAGACCAUGACCUUGCGGCACGCUGUGUCUAAUGAUAUUCUGGUGGCCUGGCCAACGGCUUCGACUUCAGGCUGGGUUCUUAUUCCUCUUGGCAUCAAAGUGUCGUAUGGCAAAGGAGCAACGCAGAUUCUGCAAACCACCGAUGCAGCCUCCAUCCAAAACCAGCUCGAGCAAUGCCUGGGCAAAGCCAUGGCCGCCGCCAAAGACAAUCCCGACAGCAUCCUCACUGCGUGGUACUCGAAAAAGAAGAAGGGAGACAAGAAAAAGGACCGCGCAAGCAAGUCCGACAAGGAGAAAAAGCCCAAGAAGGCCAAGGGCGAAGGCGACAAGAAAUCCAAGGAAGAAAAAGCGGCUGCCAAGGCGCUCAAGAAGCAGCAAAAGCUCGAGCUCAAGGAGCGCCAAGCCCAAGAAAAGUUUGAAAAGGAAGUGUCCAAGCGUAUGCUCAAGGGCAUGUCUGGCACACCACUCGGCAAGAGCAAGCAGUACGGCUCCGAGCCCGCCCUUGAUGACGGACCGUUGUCGCCUUCAGCGCUGCUCCAAGACGAGCCGUUGACCCCGUCUGGCCAGUCCACCUUUUCUUUCGCCCGUCCGUUGUCUCGAGAGUACACGAGCAAGUCGCUCAAGUCGCUUCUCAAGGUCGGGCGACCAGACAAGGAGCUGGACGCUCCCAAUAGUCCAUCCAGCUCGCUGUCGGCCAAUAGCUCGGGCUCCAGCCCUGGCGUUGCUGCAACUUCUCCUUCCAACCCGUUUGCCAAAAUGGGGUCCCGCAUUGCGGCUCGUCGCUCAUCGCGCCCAACCUCAAGCGGAUCCAUGUCAUCGUCGGGCGUGACUGGCAGCUUGGACGACCUGUCGUCCUUGUCACCGGCGCAUGUUGCCGCGACCGUCAACCGCAACCAGUCCUUCCUGACCGCCACGACCCACCAGGCCCACACCCUGUCGCUUCCUCCCGUUACUUCCUCCGCCUCGAGCAGCCAGCGCAGCUCGUUUGUCAGCCCGCCCAGCCCGAAGAGCACGGAUUCUCCUUCGCGCACGCCGGUCGGCUCCACUGGCGGUGCCGAGGAAGUCGUCGCCCUACGUGUCAAAACGACGUGGCUCAACGAACGCCUCGAGAAGGCCACCGUCGAGAAUGCAUGGCUGGUGGCCGAGAAGGAGUUUCUUCAGCAAACCAUCAAGCAACACGAGGAGGCGCGCAGCGAGCUCGAGCGCCAGCUCGACUUGGCCAAGCGUCUGCUUGCAUCCUAUGGCGUGACCCUUCCAGCAAGCGCUGCAGGAAGCACGGCCACACCAACCGUGCACCCGUCCAUCUCGGUCUCAAGCGGUUCGCUCAACAGCAGCGGCAGCGCUUCCACUGGCCCAGGCCUCGACAGCGGUCUUGGCUCGAGCUCGUUUGGCAGCACGUCCAGCAUUCCUGCGUCGUUCGCUCCUGGCUCCAGUGCCAGUGCCAGUGCCAGUGCCAGUGCCAGUGCCAGUGGUGUCACCACCGCUGCUUCCCUGAUUGCGCGCACUGCCGCGUCGAACGGCGGGUCUGGACCCAACAGCGCGCGGCCCGAGUAUGACACAGUUCAGGCCAAGUUUGAUGCCAUGUACGACGAGUUCAAAAAGAUUCACACGCGCAAGUGAGCAAAUUGGCCGCAAGUUGUCGAUGCUGCCAUCAAUUCUCUUCCUUAUUUUAAACCCCUACCCUGUCUAGUUUGUGCCG